CUCCGUCGGGGCGCGGCGCGGCCAUGGGGGCUCUCCCGGCGCUGCUGGGGGCCGCCUUGCUGUGGGCCGGCGCCGGGGCCCUCGUCAACCUCAAGUACUCGGUGGAGGAGGAGCAGCGGGCCGGCACGGUGAUCGCCAACGUCGCCAAGGACGCCCGGGACGCCGGUUUCGUGCUGGACCCCCGGCAGCCCGCCGCCUUCCGGGUGGUCUCCAACUCGGCCCCUCACCUGGUGGACAUCAGCCCCGGGUCCGGGCUGCUGGUGACCAAGCAGAAGAUCGACAGGGACCUGCUGUGCCGGCAGAGCCCCAAGUGUGUCAUCUCGCUGGAGGUGAUGUCCAGCUCCAUGGAGAUCUGCGUGAUCAAGCUGGAGAUCAAGGACCUGAACGACAAUGCGCCCAGCUUCCCCACCGACCAGAUCGAGCUGGAGAUCUCGGAGACGGCCAGCCCUGGCACCCGGGUGCCACUGGAGAGUGCCUAUGACCCGGACUCGGGCAGCUUUGGUGUGCAGAGCUAUGAGAUCACCCCCAACGACCUCUUUGGGCUGGAGACCAAGACGCGGGGUGAUGGGUCUCGUUUUGCUGAGCUGGUGGUGGAGAAGAGCCUGGACCGUGAGACCCAGUCCCACUACAGCUACGUGAUCACGGCGCUGGAUGGUGGUGACCCGCCCAACUUUGGCACAGUGGAGCUCAGCAUCCGCGUCAUCGACUCCAAUGACAACAACCCGCUCUUCGAGGAGCCAGCCUACACCGUCAGCGUGCCUGAAAAUGCCCCACCGGGGACGCCCGUCAUCCGCCUCAACGCCUCUGACCCCGACGAGGGCACCAACGGCCAGGUCCUCUACUCCUUCCACAGCUACGUCUCUGAGCGGGCCCGGGAGCUCUUCCAAAUCGACCCCCAGAGCGGCCUCAUCACGGUGAGCGGUGCCAUCGACUAUGAGGAGGGUCACGUCUACGAGCUGGACGUGCAGGCCAAGGACUUGGGGCCUAACUCCAUCCCUGCCCAUUGCAAAGUGACCAUCAGCGUCCAGGACGCCAACGACAACCCGCCCCUCAUCAACCUGCUCUCUGUCAACAGUGAGCUGGUGGAGGUGAGCGAGAACGCGCCGCCGGGGUACGUCAUCGCCCUGGUGCGCGUCUCGGACCGCGACUCCGGGGCCAACGGGCGCGUGCAGUGCAAGCUCCUGGGCAACGUGCCUUUUCGCCUGCAGGAGUACGAGAGCUUCUCCACCAUCCUGGUGGACGGGCGGCUGGACCGGGAGCAGAGGGACCAGUACAACCUCACCAUCCAGGCUAGGGAUAACGGCAUCCCUUCCCUGCAGGCCACCAAGUCCUUCACCGUCAAGAUCACCGAUGAGAAUGACAACCAUCCCCACUUCUCCAAGCCCUAUUACCAAGUCAUCGUGCAGGAGAACAACACCCCGGGGGCCUACCUCCUCUCGGUGUCUGCCAGGGACCCUGACCUGGGCCUCAAUGGCAGCGUGUCCUACCAGAUCGUGCCCUCCCAAGUCAGGGACAUGCCUGUUUUCACCUAUGUCUCCAUCAACCCCAACUCUGGAGAUAUCUAUGCUUUGAGGUCUUUCAAUCAUGAACAGACCAAGGCCUUUGAGUUCAAGGUCUUGGCAAAGGAUGGGGGUAAUCCCUCUCUGCAGAGCAAUGCCACCGUCAGGGUGAUCGUCCUGGACGUCAAUGACAACACGCCCGUGAUCACGGCCCCGCCGCUGGUCAAUGGCACGGCCGAGGUGUACAUCCCCAGGAACGCGGGCGUUGGCUACUUGGUGACAGUGGUCAAGGCAGAUGACUAUGAUGAGGGUGAAAAUGGCAGGCUCUCCUACGAAAUGGUGGAAGGAGACAGAGGAUUUUUUGAGAUCGACCAGGUCAAUGGAGAGAUAAGGACCACCAGAGCCUUUGGGGAGAACGCCAAAACAGCCUAUGAGCUCAUCGUGGUGGCUCACGACCAUGGGAAAACAUCUCUCUCGGCUUCUGCCUUGAUUUUGAUAUACCUGUCUCCAGCCCUGGAUGCCCAGGAGUCCAUAGGAUCUGUUAACCUCUCCUUGAUUUUCAUUAUUGCCCUGGGGUCUAUUGCAGCCAUUCUUUUUGUCACCAUGAUCUUUGUGGCAGUCAAGUGCAAAAGGGAUAACAAGGAAAUCAGGACCUACAACUGCAGAAUCGCGGAGUACUCCUACGGGCAUCAGAAGAAGUCGAGCAAGAAGAAGAAGAUCAGCAAGAACGACAUCCGCCUGGUGCCGCGGGACGUGGAGGAGACGGACAAAAUGAACGUGGUGAGCUGCUCCUCUCUCACCUCCUCCCUCAACUACUUCGACUACCACCAGCAGACGCUGCCGCUGGGCUGCCGCCGCUCCGAGAGCACCUUCCUCAACGUGGAGAGCCAGAACAGCAGGAACGCCGGCUCCAACCACAUCUACCACCACACCUUCACGGGGCAGAGCCCCCAGCAGCCCGACCUCAUCAUCAACGGCAUGCCGCUGCCAGAGACUGAAAACUACUCCUUUGAUUCCAACUACGUGAACAGCAGAGCUCAUUUAAUAAAAAGCAGCUCCACGUUCAAGGACUUGGAGGGGAACAGUCUGAAGGACAGUGGCCAUGAGGAGAGUGACCAGACGGACAGCGAGCACGACGUGCAGCGCGGCCUCUACUGCGACACGGCCGUCAACGACGUGCUGAACACCAGCGUGCCCUCCAUGGGCUCCCAGGGCCCCGAGCCAGAGCAGAGCGAGGGCUUCCACUGCCGGGAGGAGUGCCGCAUCCUGGGCCACUCGGACAGGUGCUGGAUGCCACGCGGCGCCGUGCCCAGCCGCGCCAAGUCCCCCGAGCACGGCAGGAACGUCAUCGCCCUGUCCAUCGAGGCCACGGCGGUGGACGCGGAGCCUUACGCGGACUGCGGCGCCAAAAGGACCUUCGCCACCUUCGGCAAGGAGGGCAGCGAGCCCCCGGCCGAGGAGCGGCCCGCCAACCCCAAAGGCAAAAGAACGGUGGACUCGGCCGCCUGCAGCCCCAAGGUGAGCGGCGCCGUCCGCGAGGCCGGCAACGGCUGCGAGGCCGUCAGCCCCGUCACCUCGCCCCUGCACCUGAAGAGCCCCUUGUCCGGCAAGCCCUACGGUGCCGGGCACUGCGCCGGCAGCCGGGAGCCCUUUGGGAACACUGGCCCUUCCCGGCCCUCGGAGGCAGAGCCUCGAGGCGCGGACAGCGAGAGCAGCGGGCACGAGGGCAACCCGCUCCUGCAGGAACGCCGGGAAAAGGACUCGCCCGGCGCACGGAGACUAAAGGACAUCGUCCUCUGAGCAGCACCCGGCGAGACCAGGAUGAGGAUGAGGAUGAGGAUGAGGAUGAGGAUGAGGGACCGCACGACUCCCAGCGCAGAUUGUUUUUAUCGCUUACCAAUGGUUCACAGAUUGCUGUAUUUAAAAGCUUUCCCUAAAUGUAUUGUUUAUAAACGAAGCUAUCGUUAGUGUGACAAUCCCACGUGUCUGAGGGCGGCAGGGGUGUGCAGCCCGAGCGGAGGAGCCGCUCCUGCGCUUUGGCCGGGAGGGUGGCGGGGGCAGAGGCCAGACCCCCCCAGUCCUCAGGAGCGCUCGGUACCCCCUCCUCGGAGUUUAUAUAUUUUUGUAUCUCAAAACGAAGAUAAAUUUCCAUUCCUGGAGAGAAUUGAGUGGCCAAUUCCUUAUUCGGACAUCUUUAGUGAGCACCCCGGCGGUUUUGUAGUCUGGACAAAGUAGCGGCUGUUUCUUGUGUGGGACUGUUCAAAGUGACAGUCGGGUGAGUUUCAGUUCAAAUUCACUCAGCACGAGGUUGUUUGUCUUCUAAGGUGUUGGUGUUUUGCUAUGGACACCCCUGCAUUUAUGAAUCCUUUUGCUGUCACAUACUUAUCUGUACUAUUAUUGUAUUUGAUAUUGCAAAUUACUGUAUGUCUAGUGAUGGCAAAAGGCUUUCAGGCUAAAAAAAAAGGAAUAAAAAAAAUAUAAAUCACAAUCAUCUCACUUAAACUUUGGGGAACCUGCAGUUUGCAGCCUCGGUGGAGCAAGCGCUUCUCCAGCCCCCACCAUUGCCUGCAGCCUCCCCGGCUCCUGCAGGAAAAUGACAGGGAAUUAUGGGAAGGCGUUUUUGGGAAAAUCCUGCCUGGAUUGCAAUUGUCGGGUGCACUGUGCUGAACUUUUCCCCUUACCCGUUUCUUUUGCAUAAUUUCAAGGCAAUGCAUGGAAAGGUUUUUUUUUUCCACAAGUUGGUUAUUUUGGUUUUUUUCCAGUUCCCAGAUUUAGCUAUCCCUCGCCUCCAGUCAUUUCCAAGUCAAAGAGAUGGAAUUAUUUUAAGAGAUCUAAAUUACCUUCUCAAUUAGACACACACACUUCCCAGUCAGCGUUUCCUAGCCAUGAUUGCACCAAGAGGGUGUAUGUGGGUAUGACAUCAUGGCUUGGGUUUUGGACCCUUCUGAUUUCUUUCUAUCCCUGCAUCAUAAAUAGGUAUGGAAUGAGCAAUAGUGAUGUUAAUUUAGGGGCAGACAGGUGAUAUGUAACAACGCUACUAAUUCAAUUAAUGUGCCUUCUUAAUGGAGAAAAAAUUAAAGCAAUUCUUUAUUUUUUCUCAUAAUUAAGGACUUUUUUCUGUGGGUACAAAUCUACUCAUGUAAAAUUGAAUUGAAAAUUGAGCUACUUUAAUAGCCAUUUUGUAGAAGGGAGAGAGGGAAGGGAUUCCACAGCUCUCUGCUCUCUUGCAGUGAUGAUUCCUCAGUGAGGUAUGAGUAAGGUAGGAGGAUUUCAGUUAGUGUUAAUUAUUAUUAUUAUUAUUAUUAUUUUUGCUAUUAUUAUUAACCCUUCACUGAACGGAUUUUUCCUACCCUCAAUAAUGUUUCCUAGAGUUUAAAAUCGAUUAUGGAAGGAAAAAUAUAUAGCUCUUGCCAAUGUUUGCUGUACCAGCAAGUUGAAAUUAGUGGUUUCUAGAGAAAGAGACUUUCUAGGUCUACAUAUCAUGAUAAAGUAUUUGUUACUUGAUUUAUUUAAAUGAAAAAUAGCAAGAAAACAAGUUCCAGUUGUUAUUAUCCUCAAAAUAAAAUUAAACUCCAGCCAUUUAUUUCUUCAGGGCAGAUUGAUCUUGCCUGAAGCCACAGCUGGUCUGAGACAGGUCCAGAGUCAGCCUGUUCCCCCUGCCACUUGCUAGAGCCAGGAAUUGGGAAAGAAUCAACAAGAAAACAGUUGUCUAAUGGAAUUUGUGAUGCUUCCCUCACUGGUGUGAUGACUACCUCAUUGAGCUCCCAUCCCAUGUGUUAACAUGAUGUCCUGCAUCCCUCCAGAAAGCAAACUGGGGGUUUCUCCCCUCUUCUGGAUUCUGAGCCCAUUCUUCAGGGAUAUGUUGUUUCUGUUCCCGCUGUGUUUCCUGCCUGUGUACUGUUACUGCUGUCAUUGAUUUCUGGUUUUUUUCCCCAAAUGUGUGUUUUAUUAUAACACAAGCAAGGAGGAGAGGGACUGGCUCGGGGCUGUUGCAGUAACUGGGUGUUCUGUGACUGUUAAGCUGAGUUUAUUCUGAUGUUUCCUGGUUUUGUCAGCUCUGGGAGGGUUUUUUGGGGUGGGGGCAGAACUUCUCCUGUGUGUUUGCUGAGAGACAGACCCUGCCUUGCCCUGUCUGUCAGGUGCUCUGGGCUUCACAGGGCUCCUGCAUGUGGCCCCAGCAUCACCCCACGCCCCUGCCAGGAGGAGACCCAGCUUCCCCAUGGCCCCUGGGGACCCCCAGGUGCCCCAGCACCAUCCCCAGCUCUGGAAAAGUGCUGGCUGCUAAUUCCUGCCAAGCAUUGCCCCCUGCCCGUGGAGCUGCCACCACCAGCCUUGUGUUUUGGAUGAAAAAUAGAUGCUAACUGAAAAGGAAGAGAGGGUAAAAAAAAAGAAAAAAUAGAAACAUUUCUCUAAUUUACCCAGAGGAAACGUUCCUUGCCACUCUGAA
Messenger RNA from Passer montanus (Eurasian tree sparrow), 5946 nucleotides. RefSeq names its product protocadherin 19 (gene PCDH19). Gene Ontology annotation, cellular component: plasma membrane. Gene Ontology annotation, molecular function: calcium ion binding. The coding region runs from base 24 to 3299 and encodes 1091 amino acids. The record is from RefSeq and is a predicted model, not a curated record. The transcript is spliced from 5 exons. NCBI's taxonomy places the organism in Eukaryota, Metazoa, Chordata, Aves, Passeriformes, Passeridae. Gene Ontology annotation, biological process: homophilic cell-cell adhesion.